This is a messenger RNA of Melitaea cinxia (Glanville fritillary), 1626 nucleotides long. Its product is annotated as synaptic vesicle glycoprotein 2B-like. Gene Ontology annotation, biological process: transmembrane transport. The record is from RefSeq and is a predicted model, not a curated record. The transcript has 10 exons. NCBI's taxonomy places the organism in Eukaryota, Metazoa, Arthropoda, Insecta, Lepidoptera, Nymphalidae. The coding region runs from base 1 to 1584 and encodes 527 amino acids. Gene Ontology annotation, molecular function: transmembrane transporter activity. Gene Ontology annotation, cellular component: membrane.
AUGGUCGCCGUAAAGUCGGACAUCGAGGCGCCCGCGGUGACCCAGGAGAUACCGCACGAUCAUCUGUACAAAGUGACGGGUCUGGCGGCUUCGAAUUCGGAGAAAUUGGCUCAAGAGCCGCCAGCAGCGGACUUCGAGGAUGCAAUCAGUGCAACAGGGUACGGCUGGUUCAACGUGGCCCUCAUGCUUCGCACCCUGCCCGCCUUCUGGAGCUCGGUGUCUGUGACAAGCGCCGCGUCCUACAUCUUCACACGAGCCCAGUGUGACAUGAACCUGCGUCUGCUGGACAUGGGCACCGUUACAGCCAUGACAUAUAUAGGAAUGAUAUCCUCGGCGGUGAUCUGGGGAUUUUUAUCAGACACGUUGGGCCGGAAGAAGUUCCUGGUGUGGGGGUUCUUCUGCUCCGGUCUGAUAGAGAUAGCGGCAGCGAUGAGCCAGAACUUCACGAUGCUGCUCGUGACGCGCUUCAUGAGUGGAUUCUUGUUCAACGGUCCAUUCGCAGUUCUAUUGACAUACAUAGCAGAGCUGCAUCGCACAGACUUGCGAGCACGUGUGCUGCUCUUGACCGGUUUGUUCUUCACCAUCGCCAGCACCACGCUGCCGCUGCUGGCCUGGGCCACCAUGGUCGAGGACUGGGACUACACGAUAUUUGGGAAUUUCGUUAUCCAUUCCUGGAACAUAUUCCUGUUGGCCACGGCGCUGGUGCCGCUGCUCACCGGCGUGGCGUUCCUCUGUCUGCCAGAGAGUCCGAAGUUUCUGAUGUCUCGAGGCAGAAACGAAGAAGCGCUCGAGGUGUUCCGGAAAAUAUAUUCUAUGAACACUGGAAAACCUCCUGAAACGUUUUCGAUAACAAAGUUAGUAGAAGAGAGACCAGAACAACGCAGCCGCGGCCUCGCAGCGCUGAAGGAAGGCAGAUUUCAGUUCACCCCUCUCUUCAAGGUGCCGCACCUUACAUGGCUCUUACUCGUAUGUGGAGCACAUUUGGGCUGCAUGUUUGGUUCAAACACGAUACGCCUCUGGUAUCCGCAGCUGGCCGCGAUGGUGGGCUCGGAUGGUAAUGAGGAUCUGUGCUCCGCCAUCGCCCCGCAACAAACAGACCUCGUGACUGAGAGCUGCUUGCCCAUAGAGACCGACAUGCUGACGUAUCUACAGAGCGCGGUGGUUGGCGCCGGCUCCGUGGUCACAUACUGCAUUGGGGGGGCUUUGAUUAACCGAUGCGGGAAGAAGAUAGUUCCUGGUGUGAGUGGUAUUUUAAGCGCAGUAUUCAUAGUAAUGUUGCCGCUGAUCGCCAACAGUGCGCUAACUAUGACGGCGGUGGUGACCACCGCGCUGGCGCUCACGUCACUCUGUUCCGCGGCAUUGUCUAGCAUCGCCGUUGACUUGUUUCCAACGUCACUCAGAGUAAUGGCGAUGGCGCUUUUCCUAAUGACAGGUCGUAUAGGGACAAUAUUAGGAACUGUCAUUUUUCCUGCGCUCAUUAACUUCGGCUGUUUGCCUCCUUUCAUAGCGAUAUCCGCGGUCUUAUCACUAUGUGGAUUGACUUGCUUUUUUCUACCAAACACGACUCUGAAGAAAUUGGAAUGACAUUUGACUUGCGUAAACUAGCAAUGGUAUUUUAUUCCAUUA